CAGGUUUGUUUGUGUGAAAAGCGCUGAGUGUCAGAGUGUUGCCACAUUUGCGAACACGUUCUAGUGUCACUUGUAGCCGCUGGCAUUAGUUAUGAACAAUAUCAAAGACGGCUGGUUCACGGAAACAUGCACCUUAUGGCCCGGACAAGCCAUGAGUCUGCAAGUGGAAGACGUUCUUUAUCACAAGAAGUCCAAAUUUCAAGAUGUUAUGGUUUUCAAGAGUAAAACGUACGGGAACGUGUUGGUGCUCGAUGGCGUUAUCCAGUGCACCGAAAGAGAUGAGUUUGCUUAUCAAGAGAUGAUUGCCAACCUUCCACUGUGCUGCCAUCCUUCUCCCAAAAAGGUGCUCAUUAUCGGCGGUGGAGAUGGUGGUGUACUUAGAGAAGUGGUGAAACAUCCGCUGGUUGAAUCUGUAGUUCAGUGUGAAAUAGAUGAGGAUGUCAUUAAUGUCUCGAAAAAGUACCUCCCAGGCAUGGCCAAAGGGUUUUUCAGUUCCAAACUUACCCUUCACGUUGGAGAUGGAUUUGAGUUUAUGAAGCAGAAUCAGGAUGCCUUCGAUGUCAUAAUAACGGAUUCCUCGGAUCCUGUCGGCCCUGCUGAGAGUUUGUUCAAGGAAUCUUACUAUCAGCUGAUGAAGACAGCUUUGAGAAAUGGUGGAAUCCUUUGUUGCCAAGGAGAGUGUCAGUGGCUCCAUUUGGAGCUGAUAAAAGAAAUGCGAACCUUCUGUAAGACCCUGUUCCCUGUGGUGGACUAUGCCUACUGCACCAUUCCAACAUAUCCCAGCGGCCAAAUCGGGUUCAUGCUCUGCAGUAAAAAUUCUGAAACAAAUUUCCGAGAACCACUGAAAGAACUGUCAAAAGAAGACGUGGAAGCCAUGAAUUUUAAAUAUUACAACCUUGAAAUUCACAAAGCGUCAUUCAUCCUUCCCGAGUUUGCAAGAAAGGUGCUGAAUGAUGUAUAAUGUGCGGUGGGGAAAAGGCUGCCAUAUUCAUCUCAGACCCAGUCCAGCUUCAGGGCAGAACACACCCAAAUUGUUGCAUGAAGGAGGGCAAACAUCAGAAUUGGGUUGGUGGAAAUGUGCAGAGUUGCAGUUUGUUCUGUUACUCUAUUUCAAGUCUUAAAACCUUUUGUUUUGCUUUUUAAUUUUUGUAACUUUUGUGAUCCUCCUGUGUAGAAGAAUUAGGCGGGUUGAUUACGAUCAUACUUAACCUCACAUUGAAAUGCUGCACUAGUUAUUGGAGUCACUGCUUUUGCGUAGUGUGUAAUAUGCAGUUAGUUACAUGCUUGGUGUGUGUAAUUUAUUGCUGCACUUUAGUGUUUAUUUUUCAUUUCAGUUUAAAUUAAUUGAAUUUUGGUUAACUGUCGGUAAA
This is a messenger RNA of Thalassophryne amazonica, 1370 nucleotides long. RefSeq names its product spermidine synthase (gene srm). Gene Ontology annotation, molecular function: spermidine synthase activity. NCBI's taxonomy places the organism in Eukaryota, Metazoa, Chordata, Actinopteri, Batrachoidiformes, Batrachoididae. The coding region runs from base 92 to 961 and encodes 289 amino acids. The transcript is spliced from 8 exons. The record is from RefSeq and is a predicted model, not a curated record. Gene Ontology annotation, biological process: spermidine biosynthetic process. Gene Ontology annotation, cellular component: cytosol.